GCAGUGGGGUGGAGCCAAAUUCCUGACAUAGCCAUGCCAGAGGGGACAGGGCCCUGCCUAUGCCACUGCAGCUCUUGAGUGGUUGAAGGUUUUGCAGGCCUGCAUGCAUGGUAUGGCUCUGCAGAGCCAGCUGCAGCCUUUGAACCUACUCUCAACAAGCAAGCGCCCUUCCAGCUGUUGUUUUCAGGGGUUCCUGUUUGUGGUAAUCGCAGUAGGAGGCACUGCACUGCUACAAAGUGACUUGUCUCUGGGAACAUGCAGCCUUUAUUUCCCAGCUUCUUUAAGGACCUUUCUUCUCAGCAAGCCUCUUCCAGUUGGAGUCUGGUCUGGAGGAUCAAAAGCAGCUGCUUUGUGUCUGUUCCUUUUCCUUCCCUGUGCAAAAUGCAGCUUUCACAAGUGUCUGCCACUGACAUCCAGGCUGUUCAGGACUCAGUCCUGGGCCCAUAUCACUGGGACAGCAGAAAUCCUAUGGUGGGGCUAGACACUAGUGCUUUAUCCCCCUGAAAAGCUUGAGAGCUAGGUUCCCCCAGGUACCUAGGCUUGCUUGUCACCAUGGCCACUUUACAGGCCUUAGACCCGACACAUCACCUUGUUUGACUUCUUAUGCUCUUUACUUCCUGCCUUGUUUGCUGCUUGAAUUUGGCAGCUGCUGUCACAAGCUUUAUCCCCAGUGUGCAGUUCUGCUGCACUGUCACUCUAGCCAUCUGUGCUAAAAACCCAUUGUAGUUGAUGCAGGAGAGGAAUCAGGGAGAAUGUGCUCUCUGAGACCCACCCCUCUAAUUAGUUGGGGCUGAAAAACUUUGGUACUAGCAUACCCAGGAUGGCAGAAGGGUCCUGGCCUAGUAACCAGAAAGACAGCAGCCCUGGUGCUGUGCAAGUGACACAGCAGUUGGCAGCCCUGGCAGUCUUAAUGCAUGCAUGAUGUAGCUUUUGCGGGGAGCUCCCAGCAGCAUCUGUGUGUUACCUGGAGGCUUCAGUGCACUUGGCUUAGAAAAUCACAGCCUGGUUCUUUGGCAUGACUCCUGCAGUCCUCAAAUAUGCUGUAUAAGGUGUUCUUCAAGCUGAAGGUGCCUGCAGAUGCUCCCUGGGAUGCCUUGUACAUGAUUGACAUGGUGGGUCCAGCACAGCAUCACUGUGCUGAGAGCUGGUUUGUGGUUAUACAUGGGGGAAGUUUAAUAACUAGUAUUUUCAUCCAUGGAAGUCUGGGUGCUUUGAAGGAGUGAGUCAGCACCAAACCCUGCUUUCUCAGGUAGGAAGCUGAGGCACGAAGAGGGGAAGGUCUCUCUGGAAUGCAGGUCUCUUCACGACAGCCCACUUGGCAAUGCUGCCUCUCUCCCAGUCAGGCUGCAUGGCUGGAGUUGGUUCCUGGCAGUGCCAUCACCUGAGUUGUGGCAUAGACCCCCUGUGCUUAUGAGAGGGCUGCCUCUAGUCUGUCCCCUGGACCAUGGCCUUGCUCAGGCUGCCAGGAACAGGUCUUUUCCAUCUCUGGCUUUGGCAGCUCUUGCUCAGAUGCACCCUCUUGUUUCUCUUGGUCUUUCAGAUUCAGCUUCCAGGAUGCAGGCAGAUUCCAUUCUCCACAGCGGCUACUUCCACCCCAUUCUGCGCUCCUGGCAGACCACAGCCACUGCCUUUGAUGCAUCUAACCUCAUCUACCCCAUCUUUGUCACUGACAACCCUGAUGCAGAGGAGCCGAUCGCCAGCCUCCCUGGACAAGCCAGGUAUGGAGUCAACAGGCUGGAGGGGAUGCUGCGCCCCCUGGUGGAGGAUGGUCUGAAGUGUGUGCUGAUCUUUGGUGUGCCCAGUAAAGUCCCCAAGGAUGGAAGAGGCUCCGCUGCUGACUCCAAAGACAUGCCAGCCAUCCAGGCCAUCAAGAAGAUCCGCUCCUCCUUCCCAGAGCUGCUGAUUGCUUGCGAUGUCUGCCUGUGCCCCUACACCUCACACGGGCAUUGUGGCAUCCUGCGGGAGGAUGGCACCAUCCAGAAUGAGGCCAGCUGCCAGAGGCUGGCAGAAGUGUCACUGGCCUACGCCAAGGCAGGAUGCCACAUCGUGGCCCCCUCAGAUAUGAUGGAUGGACGCAUUGCAUCCAUAAAACAUGCCCUGAUCUCCAAUGACAUGGGCAAUAAGGUCUGUGUGAUGAGCUACAGUGCCAAGUUUGCUUCCUGCUUCUAUGGUCCCUUCAGAGAUGCUGCCCAGUCCAAACCUGCCUUUGGAGACCGGCGAUGUUACCAGCUUCCUCCAGGUGCCAGGGGCCUGGCCCUGCGAGCUGUGGACCGGGACGUGAGGGAGGGAGCAGACAUGCUGAUGGUAAAGCCAGGGAUGCCCUACCUGGAUAUUGUGGGAGAAGUCAAAGCCAGGCAUCAUGCCCACCCACUGGCAGUUUACCAUGUAUCUGGGGAGUUCGCUAUGCUGUGGCAUGGAGCAAAGGCUGGUGCCUUUGACCUAAAGGCUGCUGUGAUGGAGGUGAUGAGAGGGUUCAGGCGAGCAGGGGCUGACAUCAUCAUUACCUACUUCGUGCCCCAGCUGCUGAAGUGGCUGAAGGAGCAAGAGGCAUGAAGUGCUUCAAUAACAGGAAGUUAUUGAACAAGUAGAAGGAAACCUGCAAGGGUUUGAAAAGACUGUGAACCAAACAAGAUUCCUGUGGGGUCUUAAACUUAGAGCCAAAUUCAGCUCUAGCAUGAGCAGACACAAUGCCAUCAAUGACAUGGGCACUGCAGCCUCAGAUUCAGGCUGACUUUGGCCCAAAGACACCAACAGAAACUAGUUUUUACAAAAUGUUAUUUUAAAUUUGGGCUUUAAGGCUGAGACCCUCACAGGGCAGCAAAAGGCAUCUGGGGCCAGAGCUGAUCCCUCCAGCAACCUGCUUUUAGAGAGAAACCUAAUUUAUAUGAUGAUCUAUUUUAAGGUGGGGCAUACUAAAUUUCCCAGCUGCUACAGGAUUCUUGGUGGAGGAGGGACCUAUUUCUUACUGCUCCCCUCAGCUAGAGCCACAUCCUUCCCAACCCAGCCUGGCUGUUGCUAACACAGUGGGAGCCUAAUGCGGGGGAUUUGGCUUGCAAAGAAUAUUGACCUGCUUGGCUCCUUGGGUGUCUCUCAGGCUUUCCUUGGAAUUUUUCCCCCUCCAGUACACUAAGCAAAACAAGCAAUCUCUUUGUUGCAGCCCUCAGCUUUGUGCCCCAUGUCGCAUCAGCCGUUUGCUUUGUGGAGUCUCUUGUGCUGUCCCUUUUGUAAACACGCUGCUGUUUUAAACGUUUAAAUACUUAAACAACCCAAGCACCUUCAGAGCUGGAGGGGGACGUGCCCCCUCCAGAGCACUUGUGCCUUGUGGUCAUUGUGGGGGGUAGAGAAUACAGUGUAGGUUCUCAGCAGUGGCCUUGCUGAAUUUAGGGUGACAGGGUAUGGGGGGCUGGGCAAUGAAUGGCUUCAUGGGCUUCAAGAAUCAAAUGUCCUUUGUAAGGAGCCUGCUGCAUGUUCUAACUAAUGCUCCUUUGGUCUGUCUUAGCCCUGGGCACCCAAACGCCUAGCUCCCAGCACUAAAUCUCAGUUCUGGCCUUCAGUUCCGUGAGCUGUCGCCUUGUAUUAUCAAAACAAUCAUUUUCUAAAAUGUUUCUUUGCUUUUCACUAGAAUUUUAAAAUAACAAUUUUUGACCCA
Messenger RNA from Gavialis gangeticus (Gharial), 3649 nucleotides. RefSeq names its product aminolevulinate dehydratase (gene ALAD). Gene Ontology annotation, biological process: heme biosynthetic process. The transcript has 12 exons. Lineage: Eukaryota; Metazoa; Chordata; Crocodylia; Gavialidae. Gene Ontology annotation, cellular component: cytosol. The record is from RefSeq and is a predicted model, not a curated record. Bases 1411 to 2553 code for a protein of 380 amino acids. Gene Ontology annotation, molecular function: zinc ion binding; porphobilinogen synthase activity.